AUGGCGGCCGAGGACUCCGACCGUGGCGAGGCGUCGGGCCUCACUCGGCGUGCGAUUCGAUGCGAUAAGCGAUCACCAUGCUCGAACUGUCGUAGUUCCCGUAUUGUCUGUCGAUCUACGGGGGAGGGCCAGAAGGCACAAGAGCCCCGGCGGCGGGUAUUGAUCUCCAGCCAGUAUGAGAAAAAGAUAGAUCUCAUCGAGGAACGCCUGGGCACGAUCGACAGUACACUUCGUGAACUUCUAACAGCCCAGACUCGGUCCAUCAGAACAGAGAACCCGGAGGCCUACUUGUCUCCCUCAUCACAAGCGGCAACUCACCCACAGACUCUACCGCAAUCCUCCUCUGCGCUUCAAAGACAUCGGCAUCUCAAAAGCAAUCCCGCAAUUGACCAGCAUGAUCAUGGACAAGCAUUCGAGGGCAAUUCCUCGCUUGCGGCGCAUUCAGCCUAUGCGAGCGAGUUCCUGGAAUCUGCAGUGUCACACAGCGGCCCACAGAUUGGGUCGAGCCCUAAGAUUACGGCUGCACUGUCGUCACUGAAGCAGAUUGUCGGGAUCCAGAAUCAACGACGGAAGACGGAUGCUCAAGGUGGGCAGUUUCCCGGCAACAUCACCCGUCUGUGUGCUGCCAAUUGUGACAUCCGGGAUAUGGAGAUGCCACCCCGUCCUGCUGUUCUAACACUGUUGAGGAACGUUAAGGAGAGCCCGCCAUCUUUCUUUGCAGGCUUCUGUCAUUUCAUUCCCGUGGACUAUUUCAUAGACAAGUGCCGUCAAGUAUAUUUUUGCACGGAUGGCUACUCAGACUCGACAUUUAUUGUGACAAAUAUGUGCCUUUACAACAUCUUUCUCGAGUUUGGAUUUAUCGAGAAGAAUGAUACCACCCGAGAGAAAUACCUGCAUUAUGCUCGGAUGUGUCGUGGGAAUCUGGAAGCAGCGCUAGCAGGUCUAAAUAUGCUGAUGCCUGCCACCAACGAGUCAAUCAUGGCGCUGGCUGUUGGGGCCAUGCAUUCAAUAGAAAUCUCCAAGCCCUCUGUCGGAUGGGCCAUGGCAUCAACAGCCGUGCAUCUGUGCCAAACACUAGGGUACCAUCGAGCAUCAUCCAUGGAACACGAUAGUCUUCCGGUGCAGCGAGAGAAGCAGUUCCUUUUCUGGACCGUCUAUGUCAUUAUCAAAGCACUCUCAUUGCGCUUGGGACGGGCAUCCACUCUCCAGGACUGGGAUAUCUCGCUCCCCAUGACAUUCGACCAUUUCGACAAUCCAGAGCCAUGGAAGACUAUCUGGACGCUGUGGGUCAAGACCGCCAUUGUUCAAGGCAAGAUUUACGAGCUCGUGUACAGUCCUGCAGCAUUGAAUCAACCAGAGAGCGAACGAGUAUCGCAUGCCAACCGUUUAGCUUCUGAGAUGCAGUCAACGGUGAUGGAGCCGUUUGAGAGACUUCUUUCCGCUGGUCUUCGUAUCUCUGAAAUUGAUAUGAUCUACCUCCGCUCGGACGAGGUUAACCGUCUCUCUAUCAUGACACUGAUAUACAGAGCCAUUCCUCCACCGGCGGGGUCUGGCUCGACAUUCAUACCAGAGUGUGUCAAGACAGCUCGCGCAGCGCUGGAGAGUCACCAGGAAUGUAUGGCCAUGUUGAAAGAGUGCGAUGAAUUCAUCAAAUGCUCAUACAUGCAUUGGGCAAUCUUCCACGCCCCCUUCGUCCCCUUCAUCGUCAUCUUCUGCCACGUGGUCGCAACCUCCCACAGCUCAGACCUAACCCGGCUAGAAGAUUUCGUCGCCUCCCUCCGCCCACUCUGCUCUUUCUCCGAGGCCAUCGACCAGCUUCACCGUCUCUGCCAGAUUCUCAGCACCGUCGCCCGGCUCUAUCUCGAGGCCAAAGCUCAGAGCCAGGCAGGCGAAGACGAAAGUUUAGCGUCUGUCGGGCACGAGUUCGAUCUUUACCUUGGCGCACUGGGCCUAGCCCCCGUCAGCAGCUCGAUGACGGCGCCGCAGGGUCCUCUGCCUCCGCCUGAUAUCGGAUCUAUUUCUGGAGUAACGGAGGCGCAACUCCAACAACAGGAAGCAGGGCUUGCUGUUGCAGAGAAUCAGGAUUCUAGUGUUGCGGCGGAGAUGUCGCAGACUGCACAGCUGGGCAAUUGGUUCUGGGGGAAUCAGUACAUGAUGGGUCUUUUGGAAGAGGAUUUGUCCUUGUUCGAUCCCAGCGCGCAGCUUUGA
Molecule: messenger RNA, 2208 nt
Organism: Penicillium lagena
Lineage: Eukaryota; Fungi; Ascomycota; Eurotiomycetes; Eurotiales; Aspergillaceae
Exons: 7
Coding region: 1-2208 (735 amino acids)
Biological process (GO): DNA-templated transcription; regulation of DNA-templated transcription
Molecular function (GO): zinc ion binding; DNA-binding transcription factor activity, RNA polymerase II-specific; DNA binding
Source: RefSeq, a predicted model, not a curated record